This is a messenger RNA of Phalaenopsis equestris, 2382 nucleotides long. Its product is annotated as golgin candidate 4-like. Gene Ontology annotation, cellular component: Golgi apparatus. The record is from RefSeq and is a predicted model, not a curated record. Gene Ontology annotation, biological process: Golgi organization; endoplasmic reticulum to Golgi vesicle-mediated transport. Lineage: Eukaryota; Viridiplantae; Streptophyta; Magnoliopsida; Asparagales; Orchidaceae. Gene Ontology annotation, molecular function: small GTPase binding. Bases 1 to 2121 code for a protein of 706 amino acids. The transcript is spliced from 15 exons.
AUGGGAGAAUAUACAAUUUUAUGGAGCUUAUUUAUCUUUUGUCCCAGCUUGCAUAUUGAGCAAGUGCAUAACAGGAGACGAGUCAAUCUUAAAAAUCUGAUUGCAAGAUACAAGACUGAUAUUCAGAAGCUGCUGGCAUCUGAGUCUGAAAUUAAAGCAUUAUCAUUUAAUUAUGCUGCUUUGUUAAAAGAGAAAGAGGAACAACUUCAUGAACUGCAUCUACAAAACGAUUCAUUACGAAGAAGUUUGGAGGCCAGAAAAGAUGAUGGAAGCUUAUUGAGAGACGAGAGUCCAAGAGCCUUGUCUAAUAGCUCUGUUACACCCAAGGGUGAUCUGGACCGUGUUUCCAUGAAGUCUCGAAAGUUUAGGACUCUAGAAAAUUCUCACUCUGGAAAUUAUGCAUUGGGAAGUUCUGUUUCUAAGCAGAAUGGAUUUAGCUAUGGGAAUGCACUCCAAAAUCCAUUGGUAGAAUCUGCAAAUUCUGAAUUUCUUUAUAAGGAACAGGGAAUCAUACUGGACGAAGUCAAAUCUCUAAAAGAUGUACAGGCUGUUCAUCAGGCUGAAAUGAAAUUGCUGAAGGAACAGCUUGACAAAGAGCGAGCAAAUGCAUCACUCUUAAAGACCAAGUUGCAUGAGGAACACCAACUCUACGAAGCUUCUCACCGAGAACUCUGUAAUUUAAAAAAAGAUAUGGAAAAGAUUCCUGAGACAAAAAAAUUAGAGGAAGAGCUCAAUGGGACUUUGUCAGAAUUAAGAAGGCUGCAAGCUGAAGUGAGCAAAAAGGAUAUAGAAAUAGAACAAAAUGAAUCAGUAGAGAGUUUGAAAUCAGCAAUGCAGAGACUAGAAAAGGAGAAGUUUGAAGUAACGGCAGAGAAGAAUGAACUUUUAGAAAAGCUAAAUUCUUUUCUGAACAAUAAUCGAGAAAAGAAUGACGCUGAUAGCUCAGAAUUACUAAAUGCAAGCAAAAAUGAACCGAAUGAGGUAAGGUUGGCAUCAAAAGUUAGAGAGUUAGAGGAAACUCUGAAAGAGGCUUGCAAAGAGCGGGAUAGAGCUUUGCAGGAAUUGUCUCGUUUGAAGCAGCAUUUAUUGGAUAAGGAACUUGAAGAUGAGGACAAGAUGGAUGAGGACUGCAAGCUGAUUGAAGAGCUGAAGACAUUGACAGACUAUCAAAGGUCUCAAAUUUCGCAACUGGAGAAUUCUUUGCUGCAGGAAAGAAUGAAGACGGAGGAGUUGAUGAAGCUAAAAAGUGAUGAAAUUCAUCAGUCAAAUGAAACCAACAACGAGUUGAAGCAAAAACUUGCUAAUUUUAUGAGCAUAAUUGAUGCAAAGAAUGUUGAACUCCAAAAUCUUCAGACUGCCUUGGGACAAUACUAUGCUGAAAUUGAAGCUAAGGAGCGCCUCGGAAGAGAAUUGACCACAGCGAGAGAGGAAUCGGGAAAAUAUAAAGAAUUACUGAAUGUCGCCAACCAGUCUCUGGAAAUAUCUAAAAGAGAAAAUGAAGAAGUUAAUGCUAGACUUUAUCAAACCGAAAGAAUGUUAUCAGAAAGCAAGAGUUCCCUACAUAAGCUAGAGGAAGACAACUCGAAACUACGCCAUGCACUGGAGCGAAGCAUGACAACAUUAAAUAGGAUGUCACUAGAUUCGGAUAAUUAUGUAGACAGGUGCAUUGUGAUUAAAUUGCUGGUGACAUAUUUUCAGAGAAAUCAUAGUAAAGAGGUUCUUGAUCUUAUGGUUCGCAUGCUGGGUUUUUCUGAGGAAGACAAACAGAGGAUAGGUUUUGCUCAGCAUUCUGCAGGUAAAGGUGUUGUUCGAGGCGUGUUGGGUUUGCCGGGCCGUCUUGUCGGAGGAAUUUUAGGCGGAAGCACCGGGGCAGCAUCGUCGAGCACUUCUGAAAAUCAGUCCUUUGCAGAUCUAUGGGUUGAUUUUCUUCUCAAAGAAUCAGAAGAAAGAGAAAGAGGCGGUGCAGACACUUCCAGUUCUCAGGUUCCAAAUUCUGCUUCUGUAGUACAGUACGAGCCUUCUGCACAUCUUGACGCCGAGUUCUCUACUGUUCCCCUGACCGGGACUUCCGCAGCACCAAUUCCUAAGAGGUCUCCACCCGUGGGGUCACAGAGGUACUAAAUGAUGGUAAAUUUUAAUAUGAUCAUGUAGAUAAAAUCAUGGCAGGAAUACCGGUUGAAAGUUUGUUCUUCUUUUUUUAUUGAUUUUGGCUGUAUUCUUUCUCACUUGAAAUAAUAAGAUUGUUUCUGUCAAAAUUUAUGGUUUGAUGCUAAUUGAAAGAAUGAUGAUAAAAGAAGAGAAAAAUCGCAAACAUUAAUCUAAGUCAUUUACAUGUAUUGGCCAGUAUUAAAAACGGUAGAGCUCACUUGACACGUGACGCCU